Molecule: messenger RNA, 5064 nt
Organism: Pundamilia nyererei
Lineage: Eukaryota; Metazoa; Chordata; Actinopteri; Cichliformes; Cichlidae
Product: un-named sa1614
Exons: 28
Coding region: 880-3897 (1005 amino acids)
Biological process (GO): positive regulation of GTPase activity
Cellular component (GO): cytoplasm
Molecular function (GO): protein binding; GTPase activator activity
Source: RefSeq, a predicted model, not a curated record
UCUUUGAGUAGCUAAUCCUGUUUUCAUGGUUCCUUUUCUUUUGAAACUAACUUUAAAAUGGCCGUUUGUGGAAAUGUAACUCCGGUUGAGUGAAUUAAGCGAACAACGAGAGGACGCAGGUGUAACGAGCUGAGGUUUAUUUGGAGGAGCGUGCGUUUCACACUCCUCCCGGUCAGCAGUGCGCGCGGCCGCGACAGAGGGCUCCGCCGCUGUACACCGUGAACGCGCCUCUCCAUGCGGUUUAAAUAAAGGAGCAAAAGCAGGAAAAGAAAUAUCUGUGACGAGAAGACAUGAAGCUGCGGCUGAAGCCGACAGCAGAAGCCGCUUUUAUUGUCUCAUCUGAGCCCGGAACCGGUGCCCGGCGGGUCCGGUUCUCCUCUCCUCUCCUCCGCUCUUUGUCAGCGGGUUCACACACUGACCACACACGGGCGGGUUUGCUGGUUUUCUCUCAAUGAAGACGCUCUAUCGGAGACCGACUCGAUCUUAGGACGUCAGUGAACCGGCGGCGUUUUAAUCUUUUGGUUGUUUCGUGCAGAGAGGCUGGUGGGCUUUCAUCUGCUGCUGGGUUUAACCACCUUUGUUUGGAGAAAAGAAGCUGAUGCUGCGGUUCACUCACACUGACGGAGGAGGAAUCACCCAGCAGGUCUUUAAUUACCCAUUUCUUUUUUUUAAUCAGCCAGUUGAUGCUAGUUUCUCUUACCGGGACUGUGGGAGUCUGGACGUACCACUGAUGGGCUCGUUUCAGCUGUAUUUUUAAUUUUUGUGUGUUGUUGGUGACUCUACGUUGCGCUUGGUGUCCUCGGUCUUUUGUGUGGAACUGGUCUUUCAGUUCCGGACUGUCCUGGUUCUCUCCCGGUCCUUACCGGCCUCAGGAGCACAAUGCCGGAGUGUGUGUCGGUAUCAGAGUUCGUCCAGGAGGUUCAGGAGGACUGGAACUCUCCCACUACCUCCUCUUUCACCUCCAAGAUGAUCAGCUGCAGGAACACAGUCUACCUGCUGGAGGAGGUUCUGGACAGCGACAGGUUGGUGCUACAGAAGAUGAAGAAAGCUGCAAAAGCCAAAUACACAUCAGGUCAAGAACACGUGUCUCAUUUGGAGCAGUACAUUAACGCGAUGGAGAAGCUGUCGGUCAACUGUCACUCAAACGGAGAGACGGAGGUUGGCUCCGCCUUCUGCCGCCUGGCGGACUUUUCCAAAGAGCUCCUCUCUCCCAUGAAAAACCUGCUAAAGAGCAUGCUCCACAACAUCAACUUCUUCUUGGACUCUCUGGUUAAAGGAGACCUGAGGGAGGUGAAGGGGGAUCUGAAAAAGCCUUUUGAAAGAGCGUGGAGGGAUUAUGAGAGCAGAUUUAAACAGGUGGAGAAGGAGAAGAGGGAGUUAGCUCGGCAGUAUGGGAUGGUGAGGAGUGAGGUGAGCGGAGGAGAGAUCGCGGAGGAGCUGGAGAAGGAGAGACGCUCCUUCCAACUGAGCAUGUGUGAGUAUCUAAUUAGGGUCAAUGAGAUAAAGACGAAGCGAGGAGUCGACCUUCUGCAGAACCUCAUCAAACACUACCACAGCCACAACAAUUUCCUGCAGGAGUGUGUUUCCACCACUCAGAGGCUGAAGCAGUACAUGGAUGAGCUCAACGGAGUCCUGACCACGGUGAAGCAACGUCAGGAUGAGGAGAAGAGACAGCUGUGCACACUCAGAGAUCAGCUGAGGCCGGUCGUCCACACGGAGCAGGACUCUUUGCCUAAGCAGGUGUACAAUAUGCAUCAGCUGCUGGGAGACAAACAGUACGGGACGGAGAGAACAGGAUUCCUCUACAAGAAGAGUGACGGGUUGAGGAAAAUGUGGCAGAAGAGGAAAUGUUCAGUUCACAACUGUUACCUGACCAUCGCGCAUGCUACUCCGAACAAACCUCCCACCAGACUCAACCUGCUCACCUGUCAGGUUAAACCCAGCGUGGAGGAUAAGAAAUGCUUUGACCUUAUCUCUCAUAAUCGGACCUACCACUUCCUGGCUGAAGAUGAAGCUGAGUGUGUGGCCUGGAUGUCAGUGCUCACUAACAGCAAGCAGGAGGCUCUGAGUAUGGCUCUGGACGGGGGGAGAAAAGGAGGAGGAGGGAGUGAGAGCAGCGUGGAGGAUCUGACCCGAGCCAUCACCGAUGACAUCAAACGGAUGCCGGGAAACAACAGCUGCUGUGACUGUGGCGCACCAGAUCCUGGGUGGCUGUCUACAAACCUGGGUAUCCUGACCUGUAUUGAGUGUUCAGGCAUCCACAGGGAAAUGGGGGUCCACGUCUCCAGGAUCCAGUCUCUGAGCCUGGACAGUCUGGGAACCUCAGACCUGCUGUUGGCCAGGAAUGUCGGUAAUUCUGGUUUUAACGAAAUACUGGAAGCCAACCUGCUGAGUCCGUCACUGAAGCCCUCUCAACACAGCCACAUGCCGGAGCGUAAAGACUUCAUCCUGUCAAAGUAUCAAGAUGUUAACUUUGUGAGGCGGAGUCAUAGCUCUACUUCGGCGCUGCGACUUCGUCUGCAGGAGGCGACCAAGAGCUGCGAUAUCUACACUCUGAUCCAGCUGUACGCUCAGAGGGCAGAGCUGAGCCAGCCACUGCACGCACACAUACAGGAGAAAGGGGAGACAGCGCUCCAUUUAGCUGUCCUACUGGCUGACAGGACAUCACUGCACAUCCUGGACUUCCUGGCUCAGAACUGCUCUAAUGUUGAUACACAGACAUCAGCGGGAAACACGGCGUUGCACUACAGCUGUCUACACAACAAGACCGACUGUGUGAAGCUGUUGCUGAGAGCCAGAGCCAACACACACAUCAAGAACGAGUUAGGAGAAACCGCUCUGGAUGUGAGCCGCAGGUUGAAGCACACCCAUUGUGAGGCACUGUUGCAGAAAGCCCAGUCCAACCAGUUUGACCAUCACGUCCAUGUGGAGUACGAGUGGAGGAUUCGUCAUGACGACCUGUACGACAGUGAUGAUGACUUUGAUGACAAGAAUGGUCCGUUUAAAAAGGAGCGCUCCACUUCCUCCUCAUCCUCUUCUUUCACCCCCUCCUUCUCCUUCUCCUCCCGUCCCUUCAGCUUCAGUCAGUCCAACUCCUCCUGUGUCAUGUUGUCCUCCUCUGGAACACCCGGAGGACCAGCUGGAGGCCUUCUCAGUGUGGGGAGGAGACUCGCCAUGGCUAUGGAGCUUCACAGCCAUCCCGCUGGCUCCGUCCCCAGCCCACCACCUCCUCCUCCAUCCUCUCCUGCGCCCCCGCUGCCUCCCAGGGUCAAAGCUCCCAAUGUUCCUCCUCCUCCACCUCCGUCUGGAGGAGAUGGUAUGGGGGAGGAAGAAGAGGGAGAGGGUGAGGUAUUCUUUCCCCUGACAGGAAAUAGAAGGAUUACCCCUCCCUCUCCCAUCGCCGUCCGACACAAGCGGAGCUGCUCUGAGUCCAAUUAUGGGUUGCCAGCCAGUCCCAGGAUAUACAGUGGUCCAGACUCCUCCUUCAGGAAGUGUGUUCCAGCUUCUCCUCUCAGCUCACUGACUGAACGAUCUGACAGAGGUUUUCGGAGGGCGGACAGUGAAAGUGGCUCCUCCCAUUUCCAGAUCCUCAACAGUAAGGCACCAAUAAAUGGCUCUCCAUCCAAUCAGCGCUCUCAGAGCUUUGAAAGUGAAAGCAGAGGCUCCGCCCCUCAACCACUUCCUCGUAGAUCACUGCCUCGAGGAGCAUCCAGUCGUCGGGUUCAGGCGCUGUAUGACUGCCAGGCCGACCACCAUGACGAGCUGAGCUUUUCUGAGGGCCAGGUGCUGGUGGUCCUGGGACAGGAGGACAAUGAUUGGUGGCAUGGUUACAUAGAGGAAGAACCAGACCAGAGAGGGUUGUUUCCGUCCUCAUUCGUCCAGCCGCUGUCUGACUGAUGUGAAACCAGAACUGGGCUGACCUCAGACCAGCACAAAUCCAUAUCACCGCAGAGCUCUGGAGAACUAAACCACAUCAGAACACCUGAUCUGCAGAUGGACCAGGUCAGAUGUUCAGAGGCUUCAAAUGUUCAUGGUCCUGACACGGUUGUCACAGCAACCGGUGUUCCUCAUGCCUUCAGUUACCAUGGAAACAUUAUGGAUGACCUUCAGUAAAGACAACACAUUAUUUUUAUGUGGCUCCAGUUAGGUCAGGAAAAAAAACAAUGAGACAGCCUCGGACAGACCAAACAGCCAGCACUCGAGGCUGCUGUAGCCCGGACUUUAUUUAUUUACUCAAAAAGCAAAAAAAUAUUUAAGCACAAAGGGCAAAUCACAAGAAACAGCAAUCCCCUGGAUUUUUAUUCUGAAGGUAAUCUGGGCCUCAUUUUCUUUUGAUUUUAUUAUAAUUUAUUUAUGUUUUCUGAAUUUGUGGCUAGCCAAAACACACAAGCUACUGCUGCCACAUUUUAGGUUUCGAUAGACCCGGACUCAGGCCAUAUUAUUGAUCAGAUCUGUUGGUUACAGCUGCUUACCCAGAUAGCACAAAACACUCUGAGAUGCCAAGGACCAAAGCUCUAAAGUGAGAUAUGAAAGGUGGACUUCAUGGGAGACUCACAUUUCCUUCCAGUUGCCUUCGAUGUCCCAAGAUAUCACAUCGCCUCAGUGAACACAGCAGUGUGUUGCUGCCACGUUUGCAAAAUGAAUUUACUCAGUGCUCAAGUCUCAAAACUUCUCAUUAUAAUGAGUUACUUCUGUCGUGAUUAAAUAAUUCUGUUUUAAGAAGAACCGUUGUAUUAACAUUAUAACCAGGGAUGGAAAGUUUUAUAAUUAUUAAUUUAUUUGGCUAUUCGAGAAAAAUAAGACCUAAAAUUCAAUCUCAGUAAAAGUACUGAGUUAUUUUAGACAUAGUUAAACUUAAGCAACAAUUUAAAAAAAAAAAAAAAAAAAAAGCUUAUGUAAUAUACAUAUAUACUCAAGUAAUGGCAUCAAGCACAAAAGUAAAGCACAAAAAUAGACAAACUUGGUACUUUAAGACAGUAGAAUUUAAUCAUUGUGCAUAACCUGCAUGUGUUGGAUAUGACUUUAAGAGAAAACACAAAUCUUCUUAAUGUAUGUUCAAUAAUA